AUGGCAUCGGCCUCGUCCAGCCCGCCUCAUGAUGAUAAUCCCUUCGAUCUGGGUCCCAGGACCCCUUCCGGCUUAGCCAGAGGAGCGCGUGUCGCCCUUCUGCGCAACAGCCCCGCCACCCGUGAGGGCGAGAUUGGCGUCUCGCGCUCUGCGCUACGGACGGCAUACACGCCGUCAUCGCCGCUGCACGCGGUUUCCUAUGCUGCAGCCACGGAAGGAGCUCAGCGCGCUGUCCAUUUCGACUCUAGUGAACCUGACCCGCAACCCAGUGACGGCCCGGUCUCAAUCGCCGAUGCCGCCGACAAGCUCGUUGUUGCCCAGAACGAGGUCUAUAGCGCCAAAUUAGCCGUGUUCAGAGCAUUCUGCUCCUCAUUCGACGACACGGCGAAACAGUUCACUUCUGGACCCGCACUUCAAUUCGCCCAGAAGUUUUCCAGCAGCUUCCUGCAGUACUGGACCGACGUACUCGCCGGCACGCACACCAACCUCCCUCCGACGAAGCCCUCCUACGCAUCUGCCGUCGCCGCCAGACGCCCAGCCCCAGCUGCUGCGGGGACCACCGCAGACCCUGUCAGCGCAGCUCCGCAGAAUCAAUGGCAUCAACAGUUGCCCGCGCGUCGUCAGGGGCAACGCAAACCGCUGCCCCCACCGACAGACGACUUCCGGGUCUUCGCCCGCCUCCGCCCCGGCCAUACCGCCGACAUGUCUCGAAGUUUCGCCGUCCGGACCCACAUCGCCGACAAGCUCGGCAUCGCCCGGAGCCGCAUCCCGGAAGCCCACCCUUGCAAAACCGGAUGGGCCAUCCGCGCCGCUGACGUGGCAACCAGGGAUCUUCUGACUGAACGGCAGGCCGAGUGGGCUCCGGACAUCUCCGCACAGAUCGUUGAAAAGCGACAGGAAUGGUACACGUAUGCGGUCCAAGGCUGCCCACGCCGCUUCAAAAACAUCUUUGGCGAAGCCAUCGACGACGAGAAGGCGAUCCGAGACGAGGUCGCCACGCAAACCGGCCAAACCCCGGAGAGGGUGAUAACUGCGAAACAGGACUCGGAUCAGCGCCCGACCCGGACCCUGAUCAUAUCCUUUGCCAAGGAGGUCAAGCACUACUGGCGCCUUUUCGACACGACGAGCUAUGCGAGACUCAUCGUCAAGACCAACCCGCCGAAGCAAUGUGAUAAUUGCUGGGACUACCAUUCACGCUACAGCUGCGGACGCCAGGCACGCUGCAAGAACUGCGGCAAGACUGGCCACGCCCAGGACACCUGCACUGCCACACAGCAAUGCGCCAACUGCCACGGGCCGCACGCGGUUGACUUUCCCCAGUGCCCGGCUCGCCCCAAGAAGGUGAACGGAGCAUUCCACAGCCCCAAUAGGCCCGAGAAGAAACUUGUCCAAAUCAUAGGCAAACGACUGUUCAAGCAGUUUACAGCGAAACCAGCAUCUCCACCGCGGGAUCAGUCCACGAGCCUCGAAUCCGACUCAGCGACAGCGAGCGACACUACCUCCCCGUCCAGCCGGAGCACACCGACGACAAGCGACGCAAUCACACCGGAGCCCGAGAGGGAAAAUAGUGCAUCACGCCCUAGCGAAACACCCUCCGCCUCUUCGACAGCUCCAGCUGCCCCGAAUAGCCAAGCAUCGCCGACUCCAAGCUCUGAAAGCUCCUCCAGCGGUAGGCAAAACACUGCAGCAUCGGCCAGCCCCAUCAAACCCACUUCAGCUACGCCCAUGAACUCCGCCGAUUCGGUACUCCUUCGAGCCUCGUCGGCACGCAGCGAAAGAAGUAAUUCCCCGCCCGUGAGGCAGAGCAUCGAGAUGUCUGAAGAACCGAACGAACGACAGCAUCGUGACAAGCGACUCUUCCGGGUCUUUCAAGCCAAUGUCGGCAAGAAUGGCCCCUCGCACGAUUGCGCACUCGCCCUUGCUGAUGCAGAACGAUACGAGGUCAUACUACUACAGGAGCCCUGGACGCAAGUCCGUGACUCCCGCUGCCUCACCAAGACACAUCCGGCGUACGACACCUACUCACCGGUCAGCACCUGGGAAGACAUCGACACCCGACCGCGCGUCAUGACAUAUAUUCGCCGGGGUGCAAGACUCUUAGCCGACCAGCAACGUCCCGCUCUCUCCCGAGACAUCCUCUGGAUUGUGGUCAAUGGCGUCACGCUGGUGAACGUAUAUCGGGAACCGAACGUGGACACCGCCCUUGAAGUCCUGUUCGCAUGGUCGAUACCGAGCCAAUGCAUCAUCGCAGGCGACUUUAACGCGCGGCAUCACACGUGGCAGGUUGGCCCCUCCCGCGGCCACGGCGGCCACAUCGCAGAAUGGGCCGCAGAAAACGAUUUAGCUCUUCUCAAUCCGAUUAACACGCCCACGAACGCCCACGGCAAUACCAUAGACCUGGCCUUCUCGAACAUUCUCGUAGCCGAGGCGACGGUGGAAGACCACCUUGCCACGAGCUCUGACCACUUCACCCUCAGCAUCUCUCUGCCGGCCCUCAAGCCAGCCACACUCCCGCCUGGAAAAAUUCUCCUCGCAAGCGACGAGGAACUGAAGCGGUUCACGGAGCUGGUUGUAUCAGGGGCCACAAUUAUUCCCCAGGCAGCAACAACGGCUGCAGAUCUCGACCGGCUCGCGGAUGCAAUCAUAGACCUCAUACAAUCCGCAGCUCGCGCGGCUGGCCGGCGAUCCCAACGCAGGCCGCGGAAAGCUCCCUGGUGGAACGAGGAAUGUGCCGCGUCUGUUGCGGAGCUCCGCUGCAUCAGACGGGCAUUCCCACUCGGCUUCAACCGCGACGUACAGCUCGCUCGUCGCGACCUGCGGCGUGUGGUGCGACGCGCGAAGCGGGCAUACUGGCGCGAACUGAUUGAUGGCGUGCGAAGCGACAAAGACGUUUUUAAGAUCACGCGAUGGCUGAAGCGACCCAGGGUGUUCCGCCCUCCCCCUCUACAGGUCGGCGAAACAAUCAUUGAGACUCAAAUCGGCAAGGCCGAGGCUCGACGGCACGCUACUCUCGAGCGCAGAACUGCAGACGACGACAUCUCCGACCCCUGGACGCCGUCAGAAGACACCCUACCCAUCCCUUUCUCGCCCAAGGCCCCCAUUGAGGAAGUCCAGGACGCUCUGCUGCGCACAGGCAACACGUCGCCAGGAUCGGACAACAUCACGGGGUGCCUGUCUCUUGGCUACCACCCUCUGAGGUUUAAAGAGGCUGAAGUGGUCAUGAUCGAGAAGCCGGGCAAGCGUGACCUUUCCAAGACACGUGCCUGGAGGCCAAUAUCACUACUCUCAUGUCUCGGCAAAGGACUUGAAAGGCUUAUCACUCGUCGCCUGGCUUGGGCCUCGAUACGAUACGGUAUCCUGCAUCCACAGCAGAUUGGCGCCCUACCAAAGAGGUCCGCAGUCGACCUAGUCGCCGCCCUCGUGCACGACAUCGAAACAGCUCUGGCCAAUGGCCAAGUCGCUACGCUAGUCACAAUGGAUGUACAAGGAGCUUUUGACACCGUCAUGCGUAACCGACUUAUCCUCCGACUCCGGCAACAAGGGUGGCCGCCGCAUCUCGUCAGAUGGGCCGGCUCCUUCAGGCAAGACCGCUCGGCCGCAAUCCGAUUCCAGGAUGUCACAACGCCAGCGUCGCCUCUUCGAUGCGGCCUCGCACAAGGCUCGCCUGUAUCGCCAAUUCUCUUCGCUCUGUACAUCGCCCCUAUCUACCGUCUCGGGAACUCAGAUGGUCGUUUUGGCUACGCAGACUACACGGCAAUGCUGCGCACCGGGCGAACGCUUGAAGAAACGACUGCUCUCGCGUCCCGAGAUAUGGAAGAACUUCUCGCUUGGGGUGACGCCAACGGCGUCACUUUCGACCCGGACAAAACCGAGGUGAUGCACUUCUCUCGGAAGAAGAGCCCCUCCCGGCCCUCCGUAUUCCAAUGCGACACCGAGAUCAAUCCUGGAGACGCAAUGCGCUGGCUCGGGCUUUGGCUCAACCGUAAGCUUUCCUUCAAAUUCCACAUCGACAGUUGGUCCGCCAAGGCCAGGCAAGUGGCCAACCUCCUCAAAGGCAUCGCCAACACCAAGCACGGUCCCCUUCCUGGCGCCGUUCGCAUGGUAGUCAAGGCGUGCGUCGAACCGACCUUGUACUACGGCGCAGAAGCGUGGUAUCCCGGAGAGGUGGCGCCAAGCGUUGCGAACCCGAAUGGUCUCGUGUCCACGCAGGUAAAGCACCUCAUGCUACGUCUGGAUACGGUCUUGAGACAUGCCAUCCGGGCUGCCCUGCCCCUGUGGAAGACGACCCCGAAUCCUGCCAUGCACCGCGAAGCAGGCACUCCGCCUGCGUCCAUUGCACUCGCCGCCCAGCAGAUUCGUUUCUCGGCGCGCUUGAAGUCUCUCGACGGACGCCACCCCCUUGUCAAACGGGCCUCGCAGAAACCCUCCCGGCCGCCCUCUCGGAUACAUAGCUCGAUCAAACGACGCUGGUUCAUCGAGCGAAACGUUCCAAUCAAGACUACAGCGCGCCGAGCAACUCCUCCCAAAAAUGUCAUCGCCCAGCGCUUCUGCGGCGUCACUACUCCGACACAGAAGCCGGCCCUCUUCAGACUGCAAGCAAAGCCGAUACCGCCGAGGUUUUCCUUAGAUGGCUCGGAACUGCCGCCGUAG
Messenger RNA from Purpureocillium lilacinum, 4650 nucleotides. Lineage: Eukaryota; Fungi; Ascomycota; Sordariomycetes; Hypocreales; Ophiocordycipitaceae. The record is from RefSeq and is a predicted model, not a curated record.